AGUUCUGUCCAGGAUGCACACGAUGAGGCAAAGUUGGAGAAGAAGGCGGUCCAAAGGCCAAGCAAACCCUCGAGAAGAUUCUUUUGCUGCGACCAAGCAAUACGGAAUGCUCCAAAAAUCUCGAGAUGCAAGAAAGAAGCUUCGGGAAAUCACCGUCUCCUUCCAUGAGCACCUUCUAGUUCUCUCUGCAACCUCUCCGAUUCCCUUAUAAAUUGGGCCGAUGCACUUGUGGUCAACAAUCGCUCGAUCAAACCCCAAGAUUCGCGAGCGCGCUCUCUAAUCUCCAUUUGCAGACGCAGAAACCAAUUCCGCAUCACCAAGAAGGGGAAAAGCAAAAGCUGUAGGAAAAUGGAUGUGGUGAUGGUGGAGCAGCCGCUGCUGUCGACGCUCAACCAGCUGAUGAGCGUGCCGGAGGAGAUGGAGAAGCUGCUGAAUGCGCCCACCCGCAGCUACGUGCGCGACACCAAGGCGAUGGCCUCCACGCCUGCCGACGUCAAGGAGUACCCUUCCUCCUAUGUCUUCGUCCUCGACAUGCCGGGGCUCAAAUCCGGCGACAUCAGGGUCCAGAUCGAGGAGGGGAAUGUUCUCAGCAUCAGCGGCGAGAGGAAGAGGGAGGAGCAACAGCAAAAACACAAGGAGAAGGAGAAGGAUGAGGCGGAGGUGAAGUACUUGAGGAUGGAGCGGAGGGUGGGGAAGUUCAUGAGGAAAUUCAACCUGCCCAAGAACGCCAACGUUGAUGCCAUUUCGGCUGAGUAUCGAGACGGCGUGCUCACCGUGACGGUGCAGAAGGUGCCGCGUCCUGAGCCCAAGAAACCCAAGACCAUCGAGGUCAAGGUGGCUUGAGAAAUAGUGCUUCUCUGUGGUUUCUGUUUCUGCUCUGUUUUCUGGCCUUGAUAAACUAGUUGUGUUGGUUGUUCGUGUCAUGCCUCUACUGUAUCUCCUUCUGUCAUCUUUUUCGUUUCCAUCAGGACUUGAGGUGACUUGAUAUGGGAGUCGAUCUGUAACGAAACCCUCUGAAUGUAAGCGAGUUUCCUACUGUAUAUACUAUGGCUAUGCUUCCA
This is a messenger RNA of Nymphaea colorata (pocket water lily), 1061 nucleotides long. Its product is annotated as 17.1 kDa class II heat shock protein-like. Gene Ontology annotation, biological process: response to salt stress; response to hydrogen peroxide; response to heat. The transcript has a single exon. The record is from RefSeq and is a predicted model, not a curated record. Bases 349 to 843 code for a protein of 164 amino acids. NCBI's taxonomy places the organism in Eukaryota, Viridiplantae, Streptophyta, Magnoliopsida, Nymphaeales, Nymphaeaceae.